GACAGGAACAACAAAAGCCUCGAUUUACACCGAAGAAAAUAUGUUAUAGCUUAACUACUGGCUAUUUACAUUAAAUAACAUUAAAGACUAGUAAUAUGAGUUAUUUUAUUUAGAACUCCAAGUAACGAAGGCAAUUAACAAUAUGAUUUCUUUCAAAAUGACAGUUAUUGAUCCGACAAUACAUCGUUGUUUGUAAUAAAUCGAUUAUUGCAAAUUAAGGACUUCAGAAGAACGGGACCAAAACAGUAGCCAUGUGGCCGCUUGCAGCGCUGGAAAAAAGACGCCCUGUUUAAAGACAAAGUCUUUCGUUUGACCACAAAACUUCCAAGAGUUAGCUGGUAACUUAGGCAGAUGUCAUGGUGAGUUAUUGGGGAUUUUCAGCAAACCAGUUAAUCUGUGGAUUUCUGCCAAAAUUCUGAUUCCGGCGUUCUGUCAUCCUGCAAAAUAAACUCGAACUUUCUGAAGAAUAACUCGAAUUAUGGGGGAAAUGAAGGUAAAGGUAGCGGUGCGAAUAAGACCUUUGCUACCGAAAGAGAUCCUGCACAACCACCAGGUGUGCGUGCGUGUCCUGCCGAACACUCCGCAGGUUAUUCUCGGGAAUGACCGCACCUUCACCUUUGACUUCACCUUCGGACCCAAGUCCCAACAGGAUCAAGUUUACUACACUUGCGUUAAACCGCUGGUCGCCUCUCUAAUGGACGGCUAUAAUGUCACCGUCUUCGCUUACGGACAGACUGGGUCUGGAAAAACGUAUACAAUCGGAGGGAGCAACAUUACUUCCUCUACAGAAAGCGAGAGAGGGAUCAUCCCCCAUGCCAUUCAGGACAUCUUUCAACACAUUGAAGAGAAGCACAACUCAGACUUCACCGUGAAGGCCUCUUACAUUGAGGUUUAUAAAGAAGAGCUGAGGGAUCUUCUGGAGUUGGACACAUCUUCAAAAGACAUGCACAUCCGAGAAGAUGAGAAAGGCAAUACUGUGUUAGUAGGAGCACGGGAAAAUCUGGUGGAGUCUGUGGACCAGCUGAUGAGCGUACUGCAGGCGGGGAACGCCGCACGUCACACAGGGCCCACCCGCGUCAACGACGACUCCAGCCGCUCCCAUGCAGUCUUCACCAUCUUCCUGACGCGGCACGACCCUGAUGACGGCUGCACCGUGUCCUCCAAAUUCCACCUAGUGGACCUGGCGGGAUCAGAGCGGGCUGGCAGGAUGGGCAACACGGGUCAGCGCCUUCAGGAGUCAGCCCUGAUUAAUAGUGGGCUGCUGGCGCUCGGUAACGUCAUCCGUGCCCUGGGCGACCCACGCAGACGUACACGGCACGUGCCCUACCGCGACGCCAAGGUAACCCGGUUGCUGAAAGACUCGCUGGGAGGCAACGCCCAGACCCUGGUGAUCACCUGCGUCAGCCCCUCAACCCACAGCCUCCACGAAACACUCAGCUCACUCAAGUUCGCUAACCGUGCCCGGGCCAUCCACAACCUGCCCGUGGUGAACCAGCACCUGGAUCAGGAGCGGCUGGGGCAGCUGGAAAUGGAGGUGCAGACACUACGAGAAGCUCUGCGAGAUGGGGGGCGCACACGCCCCCCAGGGGGGUCCGAGCAGGCUGAUGAUCUGGCCAGGUGCCAGCAGGAGCUUCUCAAGUUCCGCAGACUUGCUCAGGGGGCUUUCCAGCUCCUGCUAGAUCUCCGGGAAUCCGACUUGAAUGGCGCCUUAAGUUCUACGAAUAGUCGGCUCCUGCAGGAGUGGCUGCAAACGUACAAGGUGGCGUUGAACCAGAAGUCCACCUCAGAGACUGGAUCUCUGGAGAACACAGCAGUAGAGCCUUACUACAUCACUAUCAUGCAGCUCAGGCAAGAGCUCAGAAAGUGCCAGGAUUCUUUGGCCAUGGAUGAACAGAUCUUCUCCCAGAAAGAGUCACAGCUGAAGGAGCUGCAAGCUGAAAUGAAACGACUGGAGCAGGAGAGCCAGGAAUACCAGAGGUUCCUGCAGGAGGAGAGGAACAUGAGUCGCCUACAGAAUGAGAAACUUGAGGAACAGCAGUUGUUGAUCGAUCGUCUAAGAAACGACCUUAUGGCCUCCAGGACCAGGACAUGCGUCUCUGAGGCGUCAGUGGACGUCGGGGGCUCUGAACCUGCUGCACGGAGGCCGUAUAGCGUUCCUUUGAUUAGUCAGCCACGGAGAGACUCGUGUGGCCACGACAAGGCUGGAAAUAGAAAGGUGCACACCAGUCCACCAGCGUACUCCCUCGAGAGAGUCAUGGCAGCCUUCAAGACCCGCAGUCAGCUGCUGUUGGCCCAGAUCGAGGAGAAAGAUGAGGUUCUAGCCCAGGACAUCGGCUCUGAUAGUGAUGAGGAGGAAGAUGACACAGAGGAAAAAGAACAGAUCAAAGGUCUCAAACGUGCUAUGAACCGUACCUGGACCCGCCAGCUUAGCCCAGAUGUCGCCUCGAGGAAGAGGCCAGAGAGACCAUUGCCUCCUCGGUGGGGGGCCCCUCCCCAAGUCCUACCCCCUGCAGCAGACUACGGUGCGAAUGGCAUUGGGCCUAGAAAUGGUCUGGAGGCCACAGAGGAGCUUUCCCUGAAGAGGACUGAAGCUAUAAACCUGCAAUGCUUGAGGGAGGCGGAGCUACGGUAUGACCGCGCCCACCGGAGGAUCAAGGAGCUUGCCCUCAACAUCCGAUUAAAGGAGGAGCUUAUAAAGGAGCUAGUGAAAACUGGGAGUGAUGCCCAAGCUGUGAACAGACAUUAUGCAAUGAAGAUCUCCCAGCUGGAGCAGGAGAUCAAGCAGAGUACGAGUGAGAGGAGAAACGUCAAAGGGGAGCAAGAGAACUCCCAGAGGCCCUCAGUGAAGGAGCAGUAUUUGCCACGGGCACUGGUGGCCCUGUCCUGGCAGACGGAGCGCAGCAGAGUGGACCUGGAGCGCAGCGUGGAGCUUAUGAGGGAGCAGAGUGAUCAUCUGCAGCAGCAGCUGGUGGAGGAAGUGGAGAGGAAGAGGAGUCUGCAAGCACGCAUCUCCAAGGACAAGCAGAAGAUCAGGGAGCUCCAGCAGAGACACAGAGAGCUGGAGAGUGGAAACGCCAGGGAGGACACGGCUAGCUGUGAGAUGCAGCAGCACAGAACCAGCAAUGUGCAGGAACAGAGACUAGAGGAGCAGCAACACUGGCUGGACCAGGCAGAGGAGAAGGUGCUGCAGCAGAGGCAGACCCUGGCUGAGCUCCAGGAGGAGUUGAGUCAGAGGAAGCAUAUAGUCAGCUGCAGAGAGGCCUUCAGUCAAGAGAGGAGCCACCUCGAGAUGAAGAAACUAAACUCUAGCCAGGCCCUGAACAGGGACCUGCUGCGUGUGUCGACGCAGCUGGCUGCUGUGGACCAGGAACUGCAGGAGAAGACCGUGCAGCUGCAGGCCACAUCUGUGGAGGUUAGAGCCUCCUUGUCCCAGGAGCUGGGUGGCCUGCAGCAGGAGAGGGAGCUGCUUCAUAGGAGGAGGGACAGCCUGGAGCAGAAGCUGAAAGACGGCAGUGUGCUCACCGUCGAGGAAGAGCACACACUCUUCCAGCUGGAGGAGGGAUUGGAGGCUCUGGAUGCUGCCAUCGAGUACAAAAACCACAUGAUCAAGAGCGCUAAGAAACUGCUGAAGGAGUCGUCACAGACGGUCUGCUCCAGCGAGGAGAGCAUCAUGGGAAAGCUGGGGACAUUGUCCUAUGCAGAGGUCAAGGCCCUGCUACUGAAGUAUUUCAACAAGGUGGUGAAUCUUCGAGAGGCUGAACGAAGGCUGCAGCUGCGCUGUGAAGAUCUGGAGCUGCAGGCCAACGAGCAGGAAGGUGUGGUCAGAGAGCUGGAGGGUGCUCUACAGCGCCUUAGCCUGGAGACCGACCGCCGGCUCAUGGAGCAGCAGAGGCAGCACCAGCACAGCAUGCAACUUCUCCUGCAGGAUUUCAAAGAGGGUCAGAGCAGCAAACCAGGUGAGAACAUGAAGGCAAAAGAGGAAAAGAUCCAGCAACUGGAGAAGGAUCUCUUCUUCUACAAGAUGACAAGCCGUGAGCUGAGAAAGAAGCUGAAGGAGCUGGUGACAGACUCGCAGUCCCAGCCCAACCUCCCCGGCGAAGGGCGGCAUCCAAGGCAAGCUGCUGACAGCCCAUCUAGGGCGUCUAAGGAGAGCAGAGAUGAUGUGAUUCCUGGAGGGGAACUGCAGGGGCGCUCUGAAGGAGACGGAGGAAGAGGCGGGUGGGUGCGCAUCGGCUCGCAGGCGGAGCUGCUCCCAUCAUGCCAUUCCAGUAGGCAAACCAGGCUGAAAGUUAGUGCUGGAUCCUUCCAGGAAGACUCUAUUGAGUUGUCCCAGAAAACCGACUGACCCAGUCUUGCCUAGAAGGUGUCCAGUGAGCAGUCAGUCAAUUCUGGUUUGUAAGAUGAGCUGUUUGAUGUCCUAACUGUUGCACUUAUAUUUAUGUAAAUGUGAACAUAACCAGUAUCAUUAGCCUGUUUGUGCCACUAGUGUCUGGAUGUUCUGCUAACAAGACUCAUCCCCAUGAUGGAAGUCAAGUCAGACAUAUGUUUUGCUUAUACAGUGCUCCCAAGAAUUUACUUCAACCAGGAGAUGUCACGGUCCCUCAAGCCACCGACAGUCUUUUCAGUCCCAUUAUUGUUGUACCUGACAGUGAUUUGGUUAGGUUAACACUUGCCCUCAAUAUUCUUCGGAUCAUAAUCUAAAUUGUAUAAUCUUUUAUCUUUCUGUUUUUCCUCUAUAACGUUGAUUUUGAUUUAUAAGGAUUUCAUAUUAUAUGUGAGAUUACUUUUCUAAUUUAAUGUGGCUGUACAUAUUGUUUCUAUAAUUUAUGCUAUUUACAUUUAUACUUUUUGUAGAACCCGUGUUCUUAUAAAAUAAACGAUUU
Messenger RNA from Brienomyrus brachyistius, 4883 nucleotides. RefSeq names its product kinesin-like protein KIF27. Gene Ontology annotation, biological process: mitotic spindle organization; microtubule-based movement. Gene Ontology annotation, molecular function: microtubule motor activity; ATP binding; microtubule binding. The transcript is spliced from 16 exons. The coding region runs from base 479 to 4345 and encodes 1288 amino acids. The record is from RefSeq and is a predicted model, not a curated record. Lineage: Eukaryota; Metazoa; Chordata; Actinopteri; Osteoglossiformes; Mormyridae.